Zychaea mexicana is the source of this 2343-nucleotide messenger RNA. RefSeq lists its product as uncharacterized. The coding region runs from base 1 to 2343 and encodes 780 amino acids. The transcript has 5 exons. Gene Ontology annotation, molecular function: protein binding. NCBI's taxonomy places the organism in Eukaryota, Fungi, Mucoromycota, Mucoromycetes, Mucorales, Lichtheimiaceae. The record is from RefSeq and is a predicted model, not a curated record.
AUGUACGCCUACGGUGGCGAAGAUCGUGACAACGGGUUAACAAAUCAGUUUUCGGCAAUUUCGUUCGACGCGGAUGGAAAUGUCGAGCAUAACAAUAUCAACACGCAAGGCCCGCAAACAUCGUACUCCAAAGCUGUGGUCCUACAGGACAACAGCACGGUUGUUAUCUUUGGUGGAUUCUAUGCGGAUACCUCUGGUGACGGCACAGAUCCGAUGCGUGCAAGCCAGUAUUCAUUCAGUCAAAAUGCGUGGUCGGCUUUACCUGGAACACAAGUGGACGUCGGUGCUACAGUAGUUCCUCCUAACCGUCAAGAUCAUACUGCUACCUUGGCAUCGGAUGGACGCAUUUACAUCUGUGGUGGCGAUGACCUCGAUAAUGAGAGUAAUCGUGGAUACUUUAAUGACCUUUGGAUGCUGGAUACUCAGACGUAUACGUGGCACGUACCUAGCGUUACUGGCAUUGAACCAAAACAUCGUUCCGGUGCAGCCGCAGCUCGAGUUACCAACGAAUACAUUAUCUUUUGUUUUGGCCUUGCCCAAUUAAACUACUUUAACACGAUCGAUGUUCUCAAGACAGCCGAGGUGACAGACCCCAGUACGCAGGAGGUAGACUUUGCGUCUGCAAAGUGGGUUGGAGACGUGACCACUGGAGAGGCCCUGAAUGAGCAACCAUGGGGACCCUUUGGUAUCAGUGGUGGUGUCAUUGCCGCAGUGGUAGUUGUGUGCGCUCUUGUGCUAGCCAUGAUUUUAUAUUUGCUUUACCGCUUCCGCCACCGUGUCCGCAGGACCAUCAUGAGAAUACACUAUGGUAUUUGGAAUCCCAGAACUGGUGAGCCACUUUGGGCAGAAACUGCACGGCUGAUCUCCAAGGUCGUCUUGCUUUUCCUCUUUGUUGCAUUCUUUGUCUUUGUUAUCAUCCAAGUACUGCAAAGUCCCAAGGCAUCUUACAUUGUCACAGAGGUGCCUCCUGAUGGAGCAGUAGAAGCUCCAGAUAUUCGCUUCUGCUUUGAAGGAUUUUCUAUCGAGCCUCAAACCAACGAUAGAUUUUACCCUUUGGUCGGCUGCAUGACCGGUGCAGGUGAUUGGUGCGGUGAGCAUCUUACUGUUCUCGACUUGACCAUCCACUCACCGCGCUUUAUUGCCAACAUGGGAAACCGUCGAUGCUACCUGUUCACCGGCGACAAUUUGGAGACGGGAGAGACAUUACACUUUGCAUCCGACACCAUCCCACAAUCCAACAACGGCAGCGAUAUGCAAUUUACGUUUUGGGCUACAGAUCCUUCACAGAAUGGGCGGAUCCAUAUAUCGUUCUACCCAAGCGAGCGCGAUCCCAACCGAGUCCUGUACUUGGACCAGCCAAGUCCGUUGCUAGACCAAAACGAUCUCAGUACCUGGCUUGACGACGACAAUGAUGAUUUCCAAGCAGGCAACACGGUUGAUCUUGAAGUGUCAGAUUAUGGAUACCUCGAAUACCAGCUUGAACGAACAGAGUCUUUGCUCGACAAGGGCUGGAACUAUGUUGGUUUUGCCCCCGUGCACAAUGCAACGCCCAAAGUGACAACGACAUACCGUGUACAGAGUCGCAUGAAUGGUGUUUCCAACUCGUCUGACUCUGGUAGUAUGCUUGCACGGAUUAUUGUAUCACCAGCAAGUUUUGCGACGAUUGUCCAUCGAGAACAAAAGAUCUAUUCUCUCGUCAAUGCUGUUGGGUUUGUCGGUGGUCUUUUGGGUCUGUUUGUCGCAUUCCAGGCUAUCAUGUUUGGUUAUCGUCCACGAUCACCCUUCGGUAUUGUCCAUCGCUGGUCUGUUGGUUCUAUGCGUAAUUCUAUCUCAAGCGGUCUCAAGGAUCGAUUCGAUUUGAAUAAAACGCCUGUGCCUUUGGUGAAUCCAGUUCACAAGCGCUACUCGUUCAGCUUGAGAAAUUAUGGACCGAGAUACGUGGAUGAGGAGGAGGAAACAUAUAUUGACGAUCUCAGUUCGGUGGACACUAGCGAGCAACGGAUGGCAACAGCAACCGGUGUCAUGUCUCCGGCCUCUACAAACGGUGCUGCUGCCGCAACAGCUUCCAGUCAGAUAUUUCACUCUGAAGAAGGUCGUCGAUUGGCAUCCGUUGAGGAUCGUAUGCAGCUGCUCGAAUUGGUGUUCAAGUCGUAUUAUGUGGACGAUGAAGUGUUUCGACGAUUGGAUGUUGCACUCAAGCGGCCGGAGGACGUCGGUAAUCGUGCUUCGCGUCGUAGCUUUGGCGACUAUUUCCGAGCGAGACCAGGAGCAGCGGAGGAAACCCCAGUGCAUCCAGCUGCUGUACCUGUACGUGAAGAGCGCAGAGAUUCGGAUAGCUCAUAA